GAGAGGGGGAAUCGGAAAGCUAGAACGAAAAGGACGGCGGAGGGUGGUGGUGGUGGAGAGAAGCUGCGGAGGGAAUGGUGAAGCAAGACGGCAGCAACACAAAUUUCUCACGGCUUAGGGCUGGGGUAGGGGGGUAGCCCGGCCGCAUACUUGGCGCUCAGUCCUUUUUCCUUCUUUCCUCUCAGUUCCGGGGCAGCGCUGCCCACGUCGGGGCUGGUGGGUCAAGGGCCAGAGGCCAGCCGCUCCUGAAGGGUGGCUCUCUACCACCUCCGGGGCCGCCCCCUCCUGCAUUCCCUCAGGGUCUGAGUCCGCGUCCCCCAGCAGACCCGCCAGCUCCAGGGCAGUUUUCCACCCGGUGGGCGGGUCUCAGAGCGUGCUAAACGCUCUGUCCAGGCGGACUGAAGGGGCCAGGGAGGGGCGAGGCAAGGGGCGGGACGAGACCUAGUUAACGACCCCUCCCCGACUCUCCCCCCACCGCCCCCUCUCCGCCGCCGGGAAGGCUCUGUCCCGUCCCGCCAAGCCCGCAAGGGUUAAAGGCGGCCGCAGGUGAGGUGGGCGGGGCCGCAGAGUCGGGGAAAAAGGAGCGCAGGGCAGUGGAUGAAGGCAGAGCGCGGGGUGAGUCACGGGCGGAGCUGGCCUUGCUCGCGCGCCCGCUCGCCGGCUCCCGCCCAUCCCCGGCCCUCCCGCCGGCUCUCUCCGCCCCCCUCCGCCGCCCGCCGCGGGGUCUGGUCGCAUCCCCAGCUCGCCCUCAGCUCCCGCGCCUCGCUGCUGGGGAGCCCGCCGGCGCGCUGGGCCGCGGAGCACCCGUCCGUAGCGCGCUAGCCCGCCGUGCCGGAGAGCCCGAGCGCAGCAUCGAGGUCCCACCUGAGGUGCGCCUGACUGUCCUUGAUCCCCACCCCACCCCGGAUCCCGGCAAUGCUAACCGCUGUCUGUGGCUCUCUGGGCAGCCAGCACCCGGACGCGCCUCACGCCUCCCCGCCGCGCCUCGAUCUGCAGCCUCUCCAAACAUACCAGGGCCACACGAGCCCGGAGGCCGGGGACUACCCCUCCCCGCUGCAGCCUGGAGAGCUGCAAAGCCUCCCGCUGGGCCCGGAGGUGAACUUCACACAGGGCUGUGAGCUACCUGGGGCCUCCUCUCGGGUAACCUGUGAGGACCUGGAAAGCGACAGUCCCUUGGCCCCAGGACCCUUUUCCAAGCUCCUGCAGCCGGACAUGUCACACCAUUACGAAUCGUGGUUCCGGCCGACUCACCCAGGCACCGAGGAUGGCUCGUGGUGGGACCUUCAUCCGGGCACCAGCUGGAUGGAUCUUCAGCACACUCAGGGUGCGCUGACCUCAACUGGCCACCCCGGAGCUCUUCAGGCUGGCUUGGGGGGCUACAUCGGAGACCACCAGCUUUGUGCCCCGCCGCCGCACCCACACCCGCACCACCUCCUCCCAGCCGCCGGAGGGCAGCACCUCAUAGGGCCUCCCGACGGGGCUAAGGCCUUGGAAGCAGCCGCCCCGGAGUCGCAGGGGCUGGAUUCCAGUCUGGACGGGGCAGCCCGGCCCAAAGGCUCCCGGCGGUCAGUGCCCCGAAGCUCAGGCCAGACCGCGUGCCGCUGUCCCAACUGUCUGGAGGCCGAACGACUGGGGGCUCCGUGUGGGCCCGACGGGGGCAAGAAGAAGCAUUUGCACAAUUGCCACAUCCCGGGAUGCGGGAAAGCCUACGCCAAGACGUCCCACCUGAAAGCGCACCUGCGUUGGCACAGCGGCGAUCGUCCCUUCGUGUGCAACUGGCUUUUCUGCGGCAAGAGAUUCACGCGCUCAGACGAGCUGCAGCGCCACCUCCAGACCCACACCGGCACCAAGAAGUUCCCUUGCGCAGUCUGCAGCCGUGUCUUCAUGCGCAGCGACCACCUGGCCAAACACAUGAAAACCCACGAGGGCGCCAAAGAGGAGGCUUCUGGGGCACCCACGGGCGAGGGCAAGGCCGGCGGAGCGGUGGAGUCCCCAGCGGGGAAAGGCAAGCGGGAGGCCGAGGGCAGCGCGGCCCCCUCCAACUGAGCUCGUCGGGUACCGCCUCCCUGCUCGUCUCCCCUGGAGGCAUCAGAAGAGGGUCCCUUGGCUUGAUGCCCUUGGGGGGCGGCUUGAGUAACAGGAGAAUGUGGUUAUUUAUUGAAAGGGGGAAAAGUGGUGCGGGGCCAGGGGGACAGGGCGCUAGGGGUUUUUAGUCUCGGUGGCUGGACGGGACCCGUUAGACUGGCUGGGCCGGGAGGAGCCGUACAGGGCCCUCUGUUCUACCCUUCCUCACUGUCCGCUCACGCCCCGGGGCUGGGGGCUGGGGCGGGGUACCCCUAUCGCGGCAGGUGGGGGGAGGGGACCAGCGGAAGGAGACGGUGCUCCCCUGGAGCAGAGAGGAGUGGGGCAGCCCCAGGCGCUGAGGGUAGCUGUCUGGACGCGUCCUUAGCUCCUGGGAACCCGGACAUAAAAGCUGCGGCCCAGAUCUCUUUCAUCCGCCGUAUAGUGCUUUUACCCCUAGUGUUUUCAGAGAGAGCUGAGAUGGGGUAGGGGAAAUUGAGGGUCCCUCUAAUGGAGGGGUCUCUCUCUGGCUGGGAAAUAACUCCUUUAAUGCACCUCCUUAUUAACCCUCCCAGACAGUCUGAUGGAGCCACGAAGGAAGAAGGGUAGAAGGCCAGAAUCCAGAUAACUUCCUAGCCAGAACUGUGGGGUGGAGGAGAGAACUAGAUUGGGGGGUGGGGAGGGAAGCAGGGGGAUCAAGGACAUCCCCUUUCUAAAAUGAGAGAAAGGGAACUAAGCCCUUCCCUCUCUGGCUUGGUUUUAGUCUUUAAACCUUGGCCUUUAUAAAAAAUAAAUAGUUCAGCAGUCCACAUUCCCCAUCUGUUACUGAUGUAGGUUUUCAAGGAAGCCAGAAGACCCUGAUCUAGAAUUGAUGCGGCCCCCUCAUUCUAGGUCCUUCUUCAUUUGUCUUCCUCUCAAGGAUGGAAGGAAGAGGGUUACCUUGUUGCUUGGGGCUAGGUAGGGGUGUCCCAGCAGAGGGAUCUCCAGCAGCUCCCACUCAGAGUGGAGGACUCUGCCCCUAACUGGCCAUCUCCUGCUCACCCGGAAGCUAAGCCUCACCCUUUCUUUAGCAGGACCCUUCCCUUUCCCUGCUGCAGGCCUGGCCCCUCCUGCAGAAUGUGUCAGGGGCUCCUUCCUCCCAUCCAGCCUAUGGGGAAGGAGGGCUCCCUUCCGUAUGAAGGAGUUGUUCUCCCACUGGAAGGAGUCUGCCUGCUGAGGUGAUGUCCAGGAAGCUGUCCCUGUUCCCUUCUUUAGAUGCUAGAAAUACAUCCUGAUUGUGAUCCUGGAGUGGGGAGGGGCUGAUGGGGAAAGGGUCUGGAGCUGGUGGGCUUUCCCAGGCUCAAGGUGAAGCAGUAAGAAUCCCACUGGCUUCUGUCCCCCUCCGCUGCUCUAUCUCCACCCAGUACCCUAUGUGAGGAUUAGUUGUAUAUUGAUUUUUAAGUUAUAAGCAAAAGGUAUUUUAUUUAAUAUUAGGGCAUGUGUGUGUGUGUGCAUGCUGUGUGUACUCGUGUGUGUGUGUGUGUGUAUGUGUGUUUCUCUACUGAGCCUGGGGUCUCUAGCCAGGGAGACCCCACCUUGUUCACCCCUGUCCAGGGUCCUGUGGCCUAGGCCCGUAGCCUCUCUUCCUCCCUUGGGGUCGCUGGAGCCCAGUCCAAGGACUAGGAGCUUUAUGGGAAGUGGGGCUGGGAUCUGGGUGGGAACAUGUGUUUGUGUAGGAUAGAGUCCUUCUUAAAAGGGACAGGGAGACUCUCUGAGGAACUUAUGGGCGGGCCUGGGGUAGUUUAAGAAGUAAUGUUCUUUCUUUAUGCUCCCUCUUUUCCCUACCUCCUGCUAACCCAAUCAGAGGUCCCUUUCCUUGCUGAGAGGGUUGGGGACAGGAGAGAGUUGGCAGUGCCUGCUGGUUGCCUGGUGAGGGGGAAAAGGGGUGGGCAUCGUGGGUGUGGGAUGCCUUUCUCCUCCACCCAUUGAAACCAGUCACCCUCUCCCUGUGCAACCAGGGCAGCCUUUUCCAGUGACCAUUCUAAGGAGAACUCCCAAAUUGGUGUUGGGGGUGGGGGUGGCACACAGAUGUUCCUCCCAUAGUGGCUGGGGCUCUCAGGUGUGUGGGUGAGGGGUUUGGGUAGGUUUUCUUCUGCUCCCCUCCUUAUAGAUCUAGGUUGCUUGGCUGUCUGCCCCCUUUAGGCAGCCCCCUGGAGAAGAAAUGUAGGAAUUUUUUUUCUUUAACUGCUGUGAACCCACUUUGGAGGGGAGGAGGAGGAGGAAGAAACUGCCUGUGUUUUUUAUGCCAUAAUAAAGUCAUCAACUACA
Molecule: messenger RNA, 4368 nt
Organism: Manis pentadactyla (Chinese pangolin)
Lineage: Eukaryota; Metazoa; Chordata; Mammalia; Pholidota; Manidae
Gene: SP6
Product: Sp6 transcription factor
Exons: 2
Coding region: 916-2046 (376 amino acids)
Biological process (GO): regulation of transcription by RNA polymerase II
Molecular function (GO): DNA-binding transcription factor activity, RNA polymerase II-specific; RNA polymerase II cis-regulatory region sequence-specific DNA binding
Source: RefSeq, a predicted model, not a curated record